AUGGGCGAAGAGACCUCCACCCCAAUCCUGUCUCCAUAUCCUUCAGAUGACGAGAGUGAGAGUGGUAGUGACGUGUCCAUCACUCGCCCCAGCAGUGGGACAGCAACACCAACUCAUGCCAAUACUGCUGCCUUUGCAGAAUUCAUCACCACCAAUUCCCAAGAGCUGCAUCUAGCCGAGUCACAGGGUCCGUCUGCUCCACGGGGAGAGAUUGUCGGAAGUGUCAUUGACAAAGCACGAGACUAUCAAGAAGAACUCUUUGAAAGGGCAAAGGAUGAAAAUGUCAUUGCUGUCUUAGACACCGGCAGCGGCAAGACUCUCAUCGCAGCCCUGUUGAUCAGACAUUAUCUACAGCAAGAACUCCUCGAUCGUGCCCAAGGUAGACCACGAAAGAUCAUCUUCUUUCUCGUCAACAGCGUCCAUCUCGCCCGUCAGCAAGCCCGUUUCCUCAACCUCAACCUCCCCCAACCCGUCAUCCCCCUAUUCGGUGACUCCCAUGAUGAUUUGUGGAGGCGAGCCCCCUGGGAGAAAAUCUUCGCGGAGAGGACCGUCGUCGUUUGUACCGCUGCUGUCCUCGACCAGUGCUUGAUGCACUCUUUCUUGACAAUCGACCAGAUCUCGCUUCUAGUCUUUGACGAAGCUCACCACUGCAAGAAAAACCAUCCAUACGCCCGCAUUAUCCGAGACUAUUAUCUCAAAUGCAGCAAUCCCCGUCCGAGAAUCUUUGGCAUGACCGCCUCUCCAGUCGACUCCAAGCGAGAUGUUGCCAAAGUCGCGGAUGACCUUGAGGAUAUGCUGCAAAGCAAGAUAGUCACCACCAAUGACUUGUCAAUCUUCGAUUUCGCCCCAAGAGCAAGAGAUGCGUAUUGGCUCUAUCCUCGUCUCGGACCAGAGCUCGACACCGAAUUGACGAGCAAUCUUCGCUCUUCUGUGGGCUUCGUCGUUGAUCUUCAAAAGUAUUUCGACUAUUCCAGGCAAGCCGCCAGAGAACUUGGGUGGUGGGCCGCAGACAAAAUCUGGCACUACGUCCUUGCUCGAGGUCACCAGUCUGCCAAAGUGAUGAAAAAGGUCGAAGUCCAACUUAGGGACGAAAGUUCAGAUCUAGACUAUCAACAAACAAGGCAGGAUCUUGUAGCUGCUGCCAUAUCACUGGUAGAAAACCAUCACCUCGGACCUGUCAACCCAGACGACAUACAUAACUUGUCCCCCAAGGUUCAAUGUUUGUACCAAAAGCUCAAAGAUCAGUAUUCAGCGUUUCCUGACACCAGAGCUAUCAUUCUCACCGAUCGACGGCUCGCAGCAUCUCUUCUCUGUGACAUAUUCCAUUCAAUCGGUCUGCCCAACGUUCGGCUAGGCGUUCUUGUCGGAGUCUCCAAAUCUAACUCGGAGACAGCCUCUUCCAGGAACCAAGAAGUAGUCAUGGAACAGUUUCGAGACGGACGCAUCAACCUGAUUUUCGCAACUAGUGUGGCUGAAGAAGGCAUUGAUAUCCCUCAGUGUAAUCUGGUUGCACGAUUCGACCUGUACAAGACUCCAAUACAAUAUAUGCAGUCACGCGGCCGUGCUCGCGUCAAGGACUCAAUAUUUGCGCAUAUGAUGGAGGUUGGCGAUGCGAAACAGUUAGCCCACGUCAAUUAUGCCAUCGAAAUGGACGAGUAUAUCCGUCUCUUCUGCCAACGCCUCCCUCCCGACCGGAAAUUAGGCCGUGGAACUAAACUAAAACAGCUCAUGACUCGUGAUGCCAGCUGUGGGAGCUUUGUGACAAAGGAGAAUGUCGUUGCAAAUUUCAACAACUCUCUAGUUCUCCUCAACAGAUAUAGCGAGAGUCUGCGUGUCAUCGGCGCUGAAGGAUCCGAAGUCUACGUCGAAAUGAUCGAUGCAGAACACGACAUGUUCAAAUACAAGGUUGUACUCCCUCCUGUCAAUGAAGAUUCGCAAGUCAAAGUGAGAGGUGCCACAGGCGAGGCACGUACCAACAAAAUAUUGGCUAAGCGUGCUGCAGCAUUCAAAUGCUGUCAAGAGCUUUAUGCCGCUGGACUUCUGGAUGAGAAUUUGGACAGUAUUUUUCGAAAGGUGAAGCCCGAGAACCUCAAUCGUCGCACUGCCGUUCCUUCAACACUGGACCAGUACGAGAAGACGCUAAAACCCAACUUCUGGUUCGAUAGUGGCGUUGGAUCUUUAGAUCUACCAACCCAUUUAUUUGUGACGCGAGUUACUUUCCUCUCGAGCACCGGGGCGAACAAUAAGAGAUCAGUACUCUUGUUCACACGCCUCCCUUUGCCUCUGAUCCCAAAUUUCCCAGUCUUUCUUGACGAAAAUGUCGAACACGAGGUCCUCUUUUCAUCCCUCCCUUCUUCCGUGUCUGUCACGACCGAACAGAUCAGUCAGUUGACUUGUUACACUCUCAAUGCAGUCUUUGCAGACAUUUUCAACAAAGUUUACGAGGCCGAAUCACACAAUAUGAGUUACUGGUUGGCGCCGGCCUCUGAUCAUACUGAUGACGAUUCAUUCGAUGCCUUAGUCGACUCCGAAGAGCUAGCUACUGCUGCAUCGCCCGAAAGAUUGCAAUGGAAGACCAUAAAUCCUUUGUCAGAGUCGCACUGUCAGAGUGUUGACUCGGGAAAAUGGCAAAAUGCUUUUCUCGUUGACCCGGGGAGUGGAAAGUUCCACUACUCGACCAACAACACCGUGACCGGGGUGACUAUCUGGGAUAAACCACCAGCCAACGCGUUUCGUGGUGACAAGAAAUACGACGAUACCAUUGUCGAGUUCACUGACAGCACAUGGCGAAAGAAGGGAAAGGAUCUGAAAACGCUUGCAGACAAAUAUGAUCCUCGACAACCUGUCAUCAAUGCCACGCUCAUCAUAUCAGGGCGAAAUUUCCUUGAAAGUUGCCCUGGAUACCAGCAGCGCUCCGGCUCAUGCUACAUUGCUCCUCAACCAUUAGAAGUUGCACGCGUGUCAAAGUCUAUGGCAGAGGUUCUCCUGGUCUGGCCUGCUGUUCUGCAUAGGUUGGAAUCGUAUUUGAUUGUGGGAGAGGCCUUUUCCAAACUGGAUCUGCAAGAGGUUCCUCUGGGUCUCGCCCUCGAGGCCUAUACUCAAGACAAUGAUGGAGUUGCAGAUCUCGACAUGGAAGAAGGCGAUCAGCUUCCGGAUCCGAAGGAGUCUUCCAAGACUGACAACGUGAAACAAGGAACUCGUCUCAACUACGAGAGACUCGAGUUCAUUGGUGACUCACUACUCAAAAUGAUGACAACUAUUACCGUGUUCAAUCGGACAAAUGCCGACGAAGAAGGCAUGCACUGCAAACGCAUGGCCCUGCUUUCCAACAGCCGUCUCUUUUCAGUGGCCUCGAAACCAGAAUAUGCCCUGUACCGUUACAUCAGAGCAGGAACUGGUGAUAAUUGGAGAGACACUUGGUACCCGGAAUUCCUCACGCAGAAAAAGGGGCGCAAGAUCAAGUUGUCUGAGAAGCAACGCAGCCAUGGUCUAGGACAAAAGACGAUUGCGGAUGUUUGCGAAGCCACUAUUGGAGCCUGUAUCAUGACCAGUCAACAUCUUCCCACAACCGACAAGUUCGAUCUGGGCAUCAAAGCCAUUACAAAGCUCGUCGAAGACCCCGACCACGACAUCGUUUCCUGGGCCCAAGUCGCUCCCAUGUAUAAACCGCCGCGUUGGAGCUUGGAUACCCAAGACUUGGUGGCAAUCAAUCUUGCCGACACCAUCUUCAAGACCACAGGCUAUCGAUUCAAAAGACCACGAUUACUCCGUUCGGCAUUCACACACUCAUCAGAUCAGAAUUCACCGGUACAGGAUCUUCAACGCCUGGAAUUUCUGGGAGAUGCAUGUCUCGACUGGGUAUGCAUAUGGUGGCUCUUCUCAUCAAACCCUCAUCGCGGCCCACAAUGGCUCACCGAACACAAAAUGGCCAUGGUAUCCAACAAAUUCCUCGCAGCUCUUGCCGUGGACCUCCAAUUCCACAAACACUUGAUCGCAUCCCAUCCGUCAUUGUCUUCCGAUAUUGCCAGAUAUGUUGAGGAAAUCGACGACGUCCGACAUGGACAGGACGACGUGAAAGCUGACUUCUGGACAAGACUGACGACAUCUCCACCAAAAGCACUAGCCGAUCUCGUCGAAAGCUAUCUCGGGGCUAUGUUAGUCGAUUCGAACUUCGACUUUAUCGAAAUCGAAAAGUUUUUCGAGAAGCACGUCAAACCAUUCUUCGAAGAUAUCGAAGCUUACGACACAUUCGCCAAUCGUCAUCCGACUACCCACCUGUCACGUCUCCUACAUGAAUACUUCCACUGUCAGAGAACGACACCGGAGACUCUGGGGCAGGUGGAAACGUCGGUGCACACGAGUGAUGUCUCGAGAGACGAUGAAGCAGUGGCUGGUGUCACCGUUCAUGUCGGCUGGGUCAUCCAUGGAAAGGUCAUAAGUUCGAGCCGAGGGACCAGUAAAGGAUAUGCCAAGACACGUGCUUCUAAGAUAGCUCUGACGAAGUUGGAAAACUUGUCGGUUGAGGAGUUUAGGGCGACUUAUGGUUGUGAUUGUACCACGAAGAAAUCAAAGCGAGAGGAGGCGAAGAGAGCGGUGAGACAGCCUUCAUAACACGCUUGGUGGAGAGGGAAGAUAGGUAGUCAGUGGUGUGAGAUAGACAUAUAGAUGA
Messenger RNA from Exophiala mesophila, 4669 nucleotides. RefSeq lists its product as uncharacterized. Gene Ontology annotation, biological process: siRNA processing. The record is from RefSeq and is a predicted model, not a curated record. Gene Ontology annotation, molecular function: ribonuclease III activity; RNA binding; DNA binding. Bases 1 to 4611 code for a protein of 1536 amino acids. The transcript has a single exon. NCBI's taxonomy places the organism in Eukaryota, Fungi, Ascomycota, Eurotiomycetes, Chaetothyriales, Herpotrichiellaceae. Gene Ontology annotation, cellular component: cytoplasm; RISC complex; nucleus.